This is a messenger RNA of Aureobasidium uvarum, 1362 nucleotides long. The record is from the annotation of a GenBank genome assembly. NCBI's taxonomy places the organism in Eukaryota, Fungi, Ascomycota, Dothideomycetes, Dothideales, Saccotheciaceae.
AUGGCUCACUCGAUAAAAGUUGCUGCGGCCAAGAUAGUGGAGCAGAGGACUCAUCAGAUACCUGGUAAGCUGAGGGUCACCGAACACUUCUUCGAUGUGCCCAAAGACUACUCAAAGCCGGAUUCCGGGACCAUUCGCAUCUUUGCUCGAAGCGUGAGAAAGCAUGAAUCACCCGCAGAUCCUAGUGAUCAUGACGAGAAGAAGAGCCAACUGCCAUGGAUGGUCUUCUUGAAUGGCGGCCCUGGAGGGCCUUGCCGACACCCAAGUGCUUAUCCCUUCACCUGGACUAUCUUGGACAAAGGCUACCAAAUGCUCUACCUUGAUCAAAGAGGUACUGGCCUCAGUACUCCAAUUACGCCCAGUACGCUGGGCUUGCGUGGAGAGAAUGAUGUACAGGCGAGAUAUCUCAAGCUCUUCCGUGCUGACAGCAUCGUACGAGACUGCGAGGCCAUUCGACAAUCCUUGACCGCAGACUACCCCUCUGAGAAGCAGAAGUGGAGCAUAAUGGGACAGAGCUUUGGUGGAUUCUGCAGCAUCACAUAUCUCUCAUUCUACCCUCAAGGACUGCGUGAAGCUUUCAUAUAUGGCGGCCUCCAACCGCUUGUAAAGCAACCCGAUCCAGUCUAUAGAGCACUAUUCAAAAGAGUGGCCAAGCGAAACAAGGACUAUUACAACAAGUACCCCGAGGACGUUGACAGGGUCAAGACGAUUGUCAAAUACUUGCAGCGCUUUGGUGACGGAGUCAUCAAAUUACCGACCGGAGGCAAUUUGACCGCAAGACGCUUCCAGCAAAUGGGCAUCAUAUUCGGAAUGCACGGAGGCAUUGAUAGCGUGCAUGAAGCCGUGCUGCGUGCGGCCUAUGAUAUUGAAGCUUUCGGUCAUUUGACUAGAGGCACGCUCGCUGCCGUCGAUGCGCUCACGCCUUUCGACGAAGGAGUCAUAUACGCUAUCUUGCACGAGCAGAUCUACUGCGAANNGGCAAAGCACCCGAUUGGUCUGCUGAACGCGUGCGCAACGAGUUCCCAGAGUUCCAAAUCACUUCGGAGGGACCUGUAUACUUUACAGGCGAGAUGUACANNGAUAUUCAGUUGGAUGUUUGAAGAUUACAGUGAACUUCGCAAGAUCCAAGACGUCGCAAACAGAGUUGCUGCGGACUCUGAUUGGCCAGCAUUGUUUGACGAGGAGCAGCUCAGCAAAAAUGAGGUUCCUGUGUACGCAGCCGCGUACCAAGAAGAUACGGCAGAAAAGAUCAAAGGAUGCAAGACCUUCACGACCAAUGUCAUGUACCACAACGCGAUUCGCAGCAAGGCAGACGAGGUCAUCAGGCAGUUGUUCGAUUUGAGGGACGAUGUUAUUGACUGA